Synchiropus splendidus (mandarinfish) is the source of this 4157-nucleotide messenger RNA. It is a transcript of the gene add3b, whose product is annotated as adducin 3 (gamma) b. Gene Ontology annotation, molecular function: actin filament binding. The record is from RefSeq and is a predicted model, not a curated record. The transcript has 15 exons. Lineage: Eukaryota; Metazoa; Chordata; Actinopteri; Syngnathiformes; Callionymidae. Bases 385 to 2409 code for a protein of 674 amino acids. Gene Ontology annotation, biological process: barbed-end actin filament capping. Gene Ontology annotation, cellular component: cytoskeleton; plasma membrane; postsynaptic density.
GAGAUUCACAGAGGCGAUUGAAGCUUUGAUGAAAUGUAAAAGUGAAACUAGCUGGAUUAAAUGUAUUUUGUGAGUGUUAUUACAGAACAUGUAGGAGGUGGACUCUCGUCCCUCCCAUUUUUUUCAGCCCAAAUCUUCAAGCUGGGUAGACAGAACCUCUUUGCUUUCCUGUGAGAAUAGGCAGCCACUGUCAGAGAGGGGCUGAGGGAGUUUGGGAGAUCACAGACGAAGGGGGGGGGGGACCAGAUGACCCUCCACAGGCUGAUAAUGUAAACAUUUCUGCAGCAACUGGUGGAACCGUGGGAGUUUGAAGUGAAACCUGAAGAAUUAUCCAGCAGGAAAAGUGUGCACCGACAUUAUAUAAAAGGACGAGCUGAGAGGAUCAUGAGCCUGGUGGAGGUAAGGCCCACGCCGGGGUCGCUGACCUUGCCCCUCUCCUGCAACAAUGAAAACGAGCAGCUCCACGGCAGGACCAUGUCACCAGACCUACGGCAGGACUUCAACAUGAUGGAGGAGAAGAAGCGAGUGACCCAGAUCCUGCAGAGCCCAGUGUUUAAAGAUGAGCUAGAGGGUCUGAUUCAGGAUCAGAUGACAAAGGGCAACACUCCAACUGGCCUCCUGGCGCUGAGACAGAUCGCUGACCUGGUCAUGGCCAGCACCGUGGGAGGGGCCGGCCCCUUGACUUCACCUAUCACCUUAGGAAUGGUGACUCCAGUUAAUGACUUGUUUGGAAUCGAGUCUCCGUCUUUCGCCAAAGGGGAGAAACAGAGUCGCUGCCGGCUGGCCAGCCUCUACCGGCUUGUUGACCUCUUCAGCUGGGCUCGUUUUACAAGUUCAUACAUCACGGUGCGUGUAAGUAAAGAGCAGGAUCAUGUGCUCAUCGGUCCAAGAGGUCUGUCUUUCGCAGAGGUCACUGCAGCAAAUUUGGUGAAAGUCAACAUGAUUGGAGACGUGGUGGACCAGGGGACCACUGACUUAGGCAUCGACCACUUUGGAUUUUCUCCUCAUGCAGCCAUCUAUUCCAUGCGUCCUGACGUGCGAUGCAUCAUCCACCUGCACACUCCUGCUACAGCUGCCGUGUCCUCUAUGAAAUGUGGACUGUUGCCCAUUUCCCAAGAGGCUUUGCUGCUGGGUGAAGUAAGCAGCUUUGGUUACCAUGGCAGCCUGGAUAAUAAAGAGGAGAAAGUGGAGUUUCAGAAGGCGCUGGGCCCGACUGCCAAGGUGAUGAUCUUGCGGAACCACGGGCUGAUCGCACUUGGAGAAACAGUAGAGGAAGCCUUUCACUACGUCUACCACUCACAGCAAGCAUGUGAAAUUCAGGUGAAUGCCCUGGGGUGCGCAGGUGGGCAGGACAACCUCGUUCUCCUGGAUAAAGAGAAGUUCAAGCCCCUGACACAAGGAGUGGCCGCGGCCGGCGUGGGGAUCACCAACGAGUUCAAGUGGAAAGUGGGAGAAGCGGAGUUCGAGUCCCUGAUGAGGAUGCUGGACAACCUGGGCUACAGAACUGGCCACUCUUACAGGAACCCAAUUAUCCGUGAAAAGCCCAGGUCCAAAAAUGACGUGGAGAUCCCUGCCACGGUGUCUGCGGUGCCACAGGAGGACGAUGAGUUAGGUCUGCGAAGCCCCUUUAAGUUUAUGGUGCAGAAACAGCAGAGGGAGAGAACCCGCUGGCUCAACUCACCAAACAGCUAUUUGAGAGUCAAUGUCCCCGAACAGUCGCCGAGCGGAGACGUCAGCCCCAGGACCAGGACCAUGUGGAUGAGGUCUUCACAGCCAGGAAACAAUGCUGGGACCCCGAUAAAGAUCGAAGACCCUAACCAGUUUGUGCCGCUUAACACCGAUCCCACAGAAGUUUUGGAUAAAAGGAAUCGGAUCAAAGAGCAGCACAGAGGCGACAUGAUGACCUCGGGACCGAAGUCUCAUUUGCUUGCAGGCAUCGUCGUCGACACUGUUCCCGGACCUGCUUUCAUCAUCGAGGAUGAAGAGCAGACUCGCUCUCUUCCCCCGAAUCCCUUCAAUCAUCUGACAGAGAAAGUGCUGGAGGAGUACAAGAACCUGGUGGAGAGGAAGCAGCAAGGACUGGAAGAGGAGGAUGAAGUCACCGAUCCAGAUGAGAUGACCACAUUCGAUGGCUCCACCAUUUCUCUGUCCUUCUCGCCCAUUUCCACGCCGAUAAAGCUGGACUUGCUGAACGGCAGCGACCACCCCAUUGAGAUGGAGGAGGAUCUGAGCGUGGAGAUCUCCAAGCUGAGCAUGAACAGUCCGGAGACAGUGGAGAUCUCCAUCACCAGCAAGCAGAAGCCGGCGGAGACAGAGAACCCCGACAGCCAAAACAAGAAGAAGAAGAAGAAGUUCCGCACACCUUCCUUCUUGAAGAAGAGCAAGAAGAAGGAGAAGAUCGAAAUCUGAGUUGGAAAACUGCUCAUUAUUGUAAGAAAACAGUGUUACUGUAACCUCCGUUUCUAAAUGUUUUAAUGAGACUAAAGUAGGUUUUAAAAGUGAAAACACUUUUCAGCUAACAGCCAGUUCAACACGUUCAUUAAAUUAUUUCAGCUGAAAGUGUGACUUUCGAGAGGCUGAAGAAUAUCUUCAAAGUGACGUCGACUAGAUUGUUAUUGUUUUUCAUUUCAAAUCUCACGUGGUGCGUUCAUUGACCCUGAAAACUGCAACCUGCUCCAUUUAAGAGGGCAUUGACGUCCCAUUGGGUUAUGGUUAUUUGGUUAUGGUUAGUCCAGUCUGGUGCAAAGGUUUAAUCCUUGUUAGGAUGUUCAGCCCGUCUGUGAUCUAAAGUUGUCUUCUAUAUUAGCUCUUUAUGAGUGCCACAGCUUCUCAAGCCCUAAAAAUGGGUCUCAAACAACAGAACUGUUUAAAAAAAAUGUUCCAAUGUGGCCCGCUACAUUGUGGCUUUCAAAUCACAGUCAAGGCAGGUCAUGAAUGCAUGUUGCUUACACCUUUGAAAAUGAAGAUAAGCUCAGAAACACCCCAAAACAAAAUGUGAAUAGAAGAGAAUUUGAUGGACAAAGGGAUGUGUUUCACAGUACAAACUGAAAUAAAUAUAAUUUUGAUUGGCAGUUUAUGACAUCUUAUGUGAUCUAGUUUCACGCCCCAGAAUUAAAGGGAUACAAUUUAAUGUUUUCGUGCAAGGUUGAAGCAAAAUAAUCGUUUUUUUAUGCAUACAUAAAACAUGAAUUAAAAUUGUGGUCUAGAAUUCAACCUAAAUCGUAUGGCCUUAUUUAUGGGUGACUGACUUAUUUUCAAGAUGAUUUAAGCUAUUGAAACUAGAUGAACUGCUACGUGAAAAUCAUUUAUUAAAGUAAAUCUAUAAGCUCAAAAGAGACCAAUGUUAGUGAUAAAGCUUCUUGAAACAGAGCCCACAAGAUGGCGCUCUCUGCGCUAAACUUUUAUGGACGUGCAAAACCAGUUCCCUGAAACUUCACAUCAUUUUUGAAACGAGAGCGCCACCUACUGAGCUUUGAAAACGACGACACUGUUUCACAGAGCUUCUUUUGGCCCAUCACUAUUUUCUGUAAAUGGGUCGAAAACUAAUAUUUUCUAUAUAUUAAAACAAUCUGUUCAGUGUUUUUUAGGAGUCAACAUUUCGGAUUAGCAACAUAUGGGUUGUUUAUAUGGAAAUAUCUUUGCACAACUUUGAAUGUAAGCUGAAAGCAGUAGUCCAACUAACUCCAGAUUAUAACCAUUCCAAGUACGGCUUGUUUGUUAUAGCGUUUAUAUGAAUAUUUUUUAUUACUCCUGCGUGUUUGAUACUUUCAUUCUAACUGUAUUCUCGAGAUAUUUACACACUAACUGUGACACGGUAAUAUUUCAUGUUUUUUGUUCGUGCUGCUUGCCUGUAAAUAUGCUUUGUGAAAAGAAGUGAGUGUGCUGUGUAUUUCUCCCUCCUACUAGUGGAACUGCCAGCAUGUGGCCAGUUGAAGCUUUUAUCUGUGGUGUGAGAGGAGCGGUCGGCCCGGUCCAUAAUGUGAACCCUCUGUAUAUAUAUAUAUUCCCAUUGUCCAGCCUUCGCCACAUAGUGUCUAAGACCUGUGUGCCUACAGUUAUCUCCUCUGGUGUUUACAUUGCGGUGUGUUUCCAUGGAGCUGAAGCUCACGCUCCUCAAACUUACAUUCCAUUUGGUGUAAUAAAAGCUGUGAACGGUU